This is a messenger RNA of Leptopilina boulardi, 1608 nucleotides long. Its product is annotated as high mobility group protein 20A-like. The transcript has 3 exons. The record is from RefSeq and is a predicted model, not a curated record. NCBI's taxonomy places the organism in Eukaryota, Metazoa, Arthropoda, Insecta, Hymenoptera, Figitidae. Bases 131 to 571 code for a protein of 146 amino acids.
AACUGUCAUAACAUUAAAAAAAAAUUUCUCCGAAAAUCAAAUAAAAUUAUCAAGUUAUAUAGUUAUUAUAGUUAUAUAUAUAGUAAAAAAAAAGUAGUCAAUAUUUGCAAAAAUUCUUAUUUUUUCCAAAAUGGGAAUUAAAUUUUCCUCUUCAAAUUGUCAGAGAAAACAAGAGAGCACAGAUGGAAAUUUGGUGACAAAUCGAAAAAUAAAAUCAACAGUUGCAGUUGUACAACAACAACAACAACAACAACAAACAAAAUCACGUCCAUCAACUAGCAUUAGUAGUAAUAAUAAUAAAAAAUAUGAAAAUUAUUGUGGAGCAACAAAUCCAUUUAUUAUAUUUUUUCUUCGAUUACGUAGUAAAAAAUCACAUAUACCAGUGACAACAAUUGCACGUAUUGCCGGUAAACGUUGGUCACAAAUGAAUGCAAAUCAACGGCAAAAAUAUAUUGAUUUAGCAAAUGAUGAGAAAAAAAGGCGGCAAAAAAUUAAAAAGAAACGUUUACAUCAAGUUAUUAAUUCAAAAAUGCUGAGAUCAAAGAAAAAAACAAUGUAUAAGAAAAAAUGAAGAUGAUGAUGUAAGAAACAAGAAGUCGUGUGAUAUUUAUGAUUUCCUUUUUAUUUGUUAGUAUUUUUUUUUUUUUUUUAUAACUAUGUACAAUAAAUAUUGAUGUAUUUUUACACUAUAUCUUAGAAGAAGUUACUUACAAUUUAGAAAUUAUGCUAAAAAAAAAAACGACUCGCCGUCACGUCGUGUUUUUCGUUUUGGAAAAAAAAAAAAAAAAAAAAAAAAAAAAAAAUGAAACAAAAAAAAUUAACUCCAACGAGUGUAUUAUAAAUAUAUUUAUAAUAUAUGUUAUAAAAUAAUUAUUAUAAUUUUAUAUAAUUAUUAUAAUAUUAUAUAAUUUUGAUAUAAAAUUAUAAAUAAUUAUUAUAAUAUAAAAUUAUUAUUAUAUUAUAAAUAUAUUUUAUAAUACAAAUAUUAAUAUUUUAUUAUAUUACUUAUCUCGUAGCCGUAUUCCGCAAAAUGUCACCAAAAAUGAAAUCAAUCUAUAAAAUCGAUUCAAGUACUUAUGGAAGAAGCACCAUACAAUUUUUUUUUUUUUUCUCACUCUCUCUCAAAAAUUCGAAGAUAUAAGUUAUAUUAGGCAAUUUCUCUCUCUCUCUUUCUCUUUUUUUCUCUUUCUAACACACACAAAAAACGCACAAAAUUCACAUAUUCAAUUUUUUUUUUUACUUUUCUUUUUUUUCAAAAAAAAAAUUUUUUUUUUCUCUCAGUCUCCCAUUCUCUCGUGUCAAUGUACAAAAAAAUAAUUUUCAACGCUUUGCGAAAGGUGGAGAGUGACAAUUUGCAGAACAUUUCUUGGCUUUUUUUUUUUUUCUUUUUUUUAAUUUCUAUACACUUUUUUUUUUAAUUAAAAAACACAGAGAAAAAAAAAUGUGCCCUUGAAAAUUUUUUUAAAACAAUUUUUUUUCGCAUUAGAUUAAAAAUAAUAAAAAGUAAGCGACAGAAUAGUGUAUGUGUUUUUUUUCUUGUACAGAGGGGUAAAAUAUAAAGUGUAAUUUUUUUUUUUUUUUUUUUUUUUUUUUUUUUUUUUUUCUUAA